Molecule: messenger RNA, 325 nt
Organism: Drosophila ananassae
Lineage: Eukaryota; Metazoa; Arthropoda; Insecta; Diptera; Drosophilidae
Exons: 1
Coding region: 1-177 (58 amino acids)
Biological process (GO): mitochondrial respiratory chain complex IV assembly
Cellular component (GO): mitochondrial inner membrane
Source: RefSeq, a predicted model, not a curated record
AUGGCAGUCCUACGUGGAUGGAGAUUCGUGGCCUUUGUGUCCUGCAUUGUGGGCGCCGUGGGACUGACUUUGUACCCCGUGGUCGUGGAUCCGAUGCUGAACACCGAGAAAUACAAAUCCCUGCAGGAAUACAGCAAAAUCAAAAGAGAUGAGCUGCAACACAUCAAAGUGAAGUAGGAAAGGAUCCCCAAUUAGAACUCGUUAAUUGUUUACUUAGAAACUAUAAUGUUCUGCUUAAAUGCCAAUUCUACCAGGCAUUCAUAUGUUUGUACAUAUAUUUAGUGCCGCAUAAAUAUAUACAUAGAGACUGUCAUUAAGCAUUAUA